Messenger RNA from Anopheles cruzii, 2042 nucleotides. RefSeq names its product zinc finger protein weckle-like. The transcript is spliced from 2 exons. Bases 88 to 1935 code for a protein of 615 amino acids. Gene Ontology annotation, molecular function: DNA-binding transcription factor activity, RNA polymerase II-specific; chromatin insulator sequence binding; zinc ion binding. The record is from RefSeq and is a predicted model, not a curated record. Gene Ontology annotation, biological process: regulation of transcription by RNA polymerase II. Gene Ontology annotation, cellular component: chromosome; nucleus. NCBI's taxonomy places the organism in Eukaryota, Metazoa, Arthropoda, Insecta, Diptera, Culicidae.
UUACCCCUUUUUCAAGCAUCUAAUGCCUGUUCACGUUGAGCACAACGUGAAGAGUUUAGCUAGUCAUAUUGAGCAGCUCGUCCGACGAUGGAUGUGUCACAUCAGGUUCUGAACAAUUUUCAGGUUCUGAACAAUGAGUUCAACAUUAUCGACAACAUCAUCGAAUCGGCGGUCGAUGAACUAUUGCAGAAACAGGUUACCACGCACAACGAUUAUGUAGAAAUCGAUGCCCUACUCCUGCCGCUGUGCCGGCUGUGCGCACGCGAAGAGAUGGACAUGGAGCACCUGAUGGACAUUAGCGAGGAACAUUUCUCAUUGAUUAACGAGCUGCAUAUUUUCAUCGACGUCGAUGGCACUAGUGUCUGUUCAAAGAUUUGCAGCCAAUGCAAUGCCUUUUUGGAGGAAAUUCGUCGCUUUCGGGUCAUGUGUGACGAAGCCCAAAAGCGCAUAGCGGACUUAUUAACGCAGCGAAGUAUGCUGCCCGACUUUCUGAAGCUAGACUUUAGUGAACCCAAGGAACCGUACUUGCCUCUGUUGCUUGAAUCGUCUCCGCUGUCUGCUGCGAACCUACCGGACGAUGGUAUGUCAAUUGAGCCUACUGCCCUUAUGCUUGAGGAGCAUUUGGCGGAUGUGGAAGAGACAAAUUUAGCGGAAACAAACGAAGCGGAUGAACCAGAGCCGCAAAAUGUUCAAUGUACUGUUCGUAAGGAACCAGCUGUGCUACCCGGGAAACGGAUCCUUGCCAAAAGGGCUGCGACCAAAGUGAGCCAGCUGGUCAAAUCUUUACAAUCGGUCGAAAGCGAUGAGUCUACCGAUGUAUCGGACGCGGAAGAGUAUAAACCGGCGGCUACCGGUGGCCAGGUUUCCAAACUGAAGAAAAGAGUAACCAAACAGCGGAAACCGAAGGUCGCAAUGCCGAAGCUGAGCAACAAGCAGACGGAUGUGCAACCGAAGCGCUUCGAUUCGCGGCGGCAAAUCGUUAACGGACGCUUGACAUGGGUGUGUCUCGAUUGUGAGCAAGUUUUCGAAAGUUGUAGAAAGCUAAAAAUCCAUCGCCGUACCUGUCCGUUGGUGGGCAGUGAGCAAUCGAAACGCGUUGGAAUGUUUCCUUGCGAUGUUUGUGGCUACGUGAAUUCGACCCUCGUGGGAUUGCGGAUUCACCUUUAUAAGCACCGCGAAAGGGCACCGCAGAGCAAGCGCAAACACACCGUAUCGAAAGAAAAGAUAUGCCACGUGUGCGGCAAGACUUGUCAAACAUCGCGUGCCCUACGACAGCACCUCGUUUGCCACAGUCAGGAGAAAAAGAAUGAAUGCCACAUUUGUGGCCAACGAUUUCGACGAAUGCAGGUGCUGAAGAUACACGUGGACACGCACUCGGAGAACAGACAGCACGAGUGUGACGUUUGUGGCAAGAAGUUUUACACCAAAGCCGUCCUCUACAAUCAUCGUAAAAUUCACGACGAAAGCUAUCGAAGGCGGCAAUGCCUGGUUUGCUCGAAACGCUUUGCCCACCCGUAUCAGUUGCGGGAACACAUGAUGAUUCACACCGGCGAGUAUCCGUUCCUAUGCAGUAUUUGUGGCGCCAAGUAUCGUACACUAGGGAAGUUAAAGCGGCAUCAGGAAGUGGAGCACGUGCAGAUUUUCGAUCAUGCCACCGUGGUCGAAGCGGACGCGCCGUCGGAUGAGACUGACUCGAACGAGGUGGAAGAUAUUAUCGUCUAUCAACCGGAGGACGACCUGGCCGCAAUGCUGGAUACGAUUCCGCAGGAAAUGCCACCGCUAACGCCACCAGCCACAACGAUAGAUGCGCUGGACCAGGAGUCAGUGUUUCCUGCGGACCAUUUGCUUGAUCACCCAAACAGCGAGUUUGCGGUGCCCUGUUUUCCGCAUACCCACGAAGCGGACGACGGAUUUUACAGUUUUAUGGAGUGCUAGGAGUGCUCCGGGGGUAACGUGAUUUUAAGUUUAAGUUGAUGCAGCAUUCCUUCCAGUGGCCCACUGUCGGCGGAAUCCCAAAUAAAUAAGAAUUUGUUUCUCUUAAA